AUGGGAGGAAACGUAGAAGCAAAGGGCAACACCUUUGUGACUGCUGAAUUCAAUUUCCAUUUUGAUUCAGAGGCAGCCCAUAUAGUGCUAAACGAAUUCACAUCUCCAAUAUCUUUGGUAACAUGGGAAGUGUGCCUCCAACAUGCCCUACCAUGGGAUUUUUACUAUACCUACUGUGGUCUGGAGACAAAGAAAGCUCAUUUUGUAAAGAAGAUUACACGAGCAAGUUCAGAUUUUUAUAAAAAGAAGUUUGCAGGUAUGGGUGUAGGUUAUACAAGCUGUGACCCUUUAGCCUUAGGUGUUGCUGUUCAGCCAGAUAUUGUCUCUAAAGAGACAAGUGUGUAUGCAACAGUUGAACUUCAUGGGCAUUUGACUCGGGGCCAAAUGGUUGUAGAUUGGCGAGCACAUCUUGGAAAGAAACCCAAUGUCAAGAUAGUACAAGAAGUUGACCUGGAAGCCUACAAAGCCCAGAUGAUGAAGUCUGUGCAGUAG
This is a messenger RNA of Porites evermanni, 492 nucleotides long. The record is from the annotation of a GenBank genome assembly. NCBI's taxonomy places the organism in Eukaryota, Metazoa, Cnidaria, Anthozoa, Scleractinia, Poritidae.